CGAGUGCUCUAACCACUGAGCUACAGGACUCCACGAUUAACUACAUCCCGCCAGGAGGAAGGAGCCAGGCGUCGUGAGAGGAACUUCAUUUGGAAUACAGUCUUACACUUCAAAAUGCUUUAUCGUUAACACUGAAUGGUAGUAGCCCUUAUUCUGGAGAGUAAAAAUGACGAGUUGGAAGUCAGAACAAUCUUGUCUAAAAACAACCCGAUAUAAUUUCCGUUUAAUGUCGAUUGGUCUCAACCGGUGACACUGUGGCGAUCUUACGAAAGGAAGUGCACACGUUCAGCACUAUCGGGAGAUGGUGCGCCGCACAGGGGCAAUGCUAUAGGACAAGCAGCCGAUGGAACGUUGCUAUUUUGUUCUGUCGGUUUGGAUCUGAAGCUGCUCCGGACCAGUCACAGGCGGAGACAGUUGUCCAUCUAAAGCUCAUCUGAAAAGGAGCAUCACCUCAGAGAAAAUGUUAACUUGGGGGAUGUUACGGGGAAGAUGCAACGUGUGAGGAGCGACACAACUGACAGAUGCCAAUGGUGGUGUGAGACAAUCUUGUCCUUAACUCCUGUCGCCAAACAGAUGAGCAGAGACCCUGCAGGCAGAGCAGGUCUUGGUGCCGGAACAAUGUCAGCAAACGCAUUAUUCGGGAUUGAAGCGAAGAGACGGAACAGCUCUCUGAUCUACAGCGUGAGACAGGCCGCAGGUCCAGCCACACACUUACUCAGCCGCAGCAGGAAGAAAUGCAGCGAUGACACUGAAGGUUUCCCGCCAAACAAGCGUCACAAAGGGGAGGAGAUGAAGGCAGAUCCCUUCGAAGAUAAUGAAGACUUCACUGCUGAUGACUUGGAGGAACUGGACAUUUUAGCCUCUCAGGCCCUAACACAAGAUGUGCAAGCUGUGGCUGGACACAUGACCCCUAGGAAGAAUGACCAAGUGCACCCAGUCGUGAACAGUAACAAGAAUAAAACAGGCAGUGGGCUCAGCCAUGGGAAAGUUGAGGAUCCCUUUGGAUUCGAGGUUCUUCAGGAGCAACAACAGGAGCUGCGACAAAAGUUUGAUCAAGUGCAACAAGAGUUGCAGCUUAGAAACGGGGAGGUCAAGGUGCUGCGUGAUUCCCUACGACGCAUGGAGUCUGACCUGGAUAAGCAGAAAAGGCUGCACCUGCUGAGUGAGCAGGAGAGAAUGGAUGCACAAAGCCAGAGGGAUAGAGAGCUAAGCAGGAAGGUGCAAUCGCUGCAGUCCGAGUUGGAGUUCAAAGAGGCUGAGAUGAUUGAACUGCAAGGGAAACUGAAGCCCUGCGAGCGAGUAAGCAAGUCUACGGCCAGCGAGGCCAUAACCAGCCCCAGGCAAACUCCCUCUGGGUCUUUGAAGCCGGAACCUUCCGCCUUCCCUCAGACUGCUUGCGUUUCCUUUACGAACAGAGAGAACUUUGCUGUUGAGGUGUCUGCUCCAACAUCCAACCGAGCAGGCACGAGAGAUGUGAAAGAGACUGGCUUAGCCAAGAAGGACCUGCAUAAACCUCCUUCUCUGUAUUCCAUUGGCAGAGCCGUCUCGCGCAGGAGAAAGUCUGAAGGUGCUGUCCUGGCAAACCUCCUGCUUGGGCCGCCUGUAGCCCCCGCCACCCUGGGCCUCAGCCACCUUCUGAGCAACAGCCCCCAAGCUGUCAACUCCUCUGUGCGCAGACACGUUUCAGUGGGAUCCUCAUCCGUUGGAAGACUUUUGGAGGCUGGGAUGGCAGGGAGUUGCCCUCGGCUGCAGGAAGCCCAGCGCCUGGCUGUGUGUGGAAUUAGCAGGCUGACCCUGGCCCAGGAGACCCAGGAGCCAAGCGAGAGUGGUCCCGAGCGUUGUAUGGGGCUGGGAGCCCGAAGCUGGUUACCUGCCGCUGAACAGCUGUUGCCGCUGGUGGAUUACUUUAUGGGCGAGUACUGCCAAGCCUUGCAGACGAGAGAGAGAGAGCGAGCGGGACGGAGUCCGUCAGGGAGCAGGAAGCUGGGCCCCUCCGGCUCUUGGGAAUCCUCAGCAAACGUGGAUGACGGCUUGGUCAGCGCGGAGGAGUUAGCGCUCGCUGCGCUUGGCGUACUCCACCUCCUGGUGUCUCACAGCUACGCAGCGGUUACUCGCAUCCUGUCAGACGACUCUAGCGGGGGUCCCACCCACAGCGGGGACUCAGGACACGUGAGAGAGAGCGGUGCUGCAGUGAGCCCAGCUGGAGCCACAGAGACCCCGCUCUCGGUCCACACACAGCGCUGCUUGUUCAGCAAGUUGUUGCAGCUCGCAGACUCGCUGGUUGUAAGUGCUUCUUAUCGAAGAGAAACUCUCAUAAACCAAAGCUUGAGAGUCUUAGGAAAACUGGCCAAAAACGCCACAGCUGAACUCCUGAGCAGGUUUCAGGUGUUGCUGCGUGGCUCUGCACUACGGCGCUGUCUCUCCGCGGAUGCUCCCUGCUCCACCGUCCACCUGGCUGUCCAGCUGCUGGCCAGUGUUGUGUACCGGCAGGAGCUGCUCUCUCAGCUCUGCUCACAGUCAGAUUUGUGUCUCUUCCUUCACCUCUACACGUAUGUUUCUACCAGACCUGACACCUCGGCCACAGACAGGCUGUGGCUCCAGCUGGAACAGGAGGUGGUUCGUUUCCUCACCUCCAUCUGCCUCUCCCACUCAGGAGCCGUGGCUGUGCUGCUAGAGGCUGACUGUCAGUGCAGCACUGAGGUGCUGAAGGCUCUGAUUGUGAUGAUGCAUCGCCGGUGGUUGACCCAGCGGGAACCGAGGAGAGGCUGCUGUGUGGUGACAGAGCAGCAGGGGGUGACAUUCAUACGUGAGACCCUGUUACUGCUCCAUCGCUUGUCUCAGAGGGACAAACACUUCACAGAACACUGUGUCCAGGUCCUGCACCAGCACAGCCAGGCCCUGCACGGCAUCAGGCACAUUCUACAGCAGAUCCCAGACCUGGAGGAGAGUGAAGAGCUGGCUUUGGAAGAUCUUUGUCCACAUGAGGAGCAGGACGUGGAGGCAGGCAGACCUUAGAGGAGACUCGGGUUUCCCCGGCAGCAGGCGACGCUGCGCUGUGUUCCCCAGACUCAGGAUCGGCCGACACAUCAGAUGAAUGUGAUGCCACUGCUGUUUCCCUGGUAAUAAUGGAUGAAUUCUGUGCUGACACAAUGUCAGUAUUUUCACAACCAUUUGUAUCAUUUAUUUUGUUUACAAUAAAUAUAAUGUGAUGAGA
Molecule: messenger RNA, 3214 nt
Organism: Callorhinchus milii (elephant shark)
Lineage: Eukaryota; Metazoa; Chordata; Chondrichthyes; Chimaeriformes; Callorhinchidae
Product: ATR interacting protein
Exons: 14
Coding region: 490-3015 (841 amino acids)
Biological process (GO): DNA damage checkpoint signaling; DNA repair
Source: RefSeq, a predicted model, not a curated record